GGACAAAGCUAGACGCAUGGCACACUCCAGGAAUGGGAUUGCCUGACCGCCAUCGGAAAAACCAUGGCCCAACGAUUCAAGCCGAAUCGUGGUCAGAAGUCUUGCAAUUCUGCAUUGCAAGUCCUCUUCUAUCCUCCAACAAUAUCUAGUAAGUAAUUGUGAGAAAACUUUUCGUGGCCAGUCCUUCUGUCGCUCUUUCAACCUCUCACAUCAAUCAUGCCGUCCAGACUCUCUCCUUCGGGUUUCAAGCCUCUCGCAGAUACUGCUAUCUUCACUCCUGUUCAACUGGGCUCGUUGAAGCUGAAUCAUAGAAUCAUUCAAGCGCCGUUGACUCGGAUGAGAGGUGUGAAGGAGUCUGAGGGAGUAUGGGGACCUGGAGAUAUUGCAGUGGAGUAUUACUCGCAGAGAGCAAACAAGGGCGGUCUGCAACUGACUGAAGCUACCAACAUUAGUCUUCUGGCUUCUGGAUAUCCAGGCAUUCCAGGUGUUUUCACACCAGCUCAAAUUGCAGGAUGGAAGCGGGUCACUGAUGCUGUACACGCAAAGGGAGGCUUCAUCUACUGCCAAAUCUGGCAUGUUGGUAGAGCGAGUUCCUCGAAGCUUCUAGGUGGCAAGCAAACAGUCAGCUCUUCAGACAUUCCAAUCAAGGGUAAUGCGGUCGAUGGGACUGAUUAUGCUGCUGAUCCACCAAGACCGAUGACUGUCGAGGAGAUCCAAGAAAUUGUAAAAGACUUUGGAGCGGCGGCUAAGAAGUGCAUUGAGGCUGGUUUCGAUGGAGUUGAGAUUCACGGCGCAAACGGAUACCUCCUCGAGCAAUUCCUCCACGACAACGUCAACAAACGAACCGAUGCAUACGGCGGAUCGGUUGAGAACAGAUGCAGAUUUCCGUUAGAAGUGAUCAAGUCCGUGACCUCAGCUAUUGGAGCAGACAAAGUUGGCAUUCGGCUUUCCCCAUACAAUUACUUCCAAGAUACCAAAGAUUCAAACCCCAACGUACACUGGGCAUACCUCUGCAAUCAAAUCGCGACUCUCCCUAGCGAGAACCAAAUGGCAUACGUACACAUGGUCGAGCCACGAUUCGACGAAGUUCUGGAUGAGCAAGGAAAGAUGGAUGCAUUGGCAGCCUACUCCAAAGAUCCAACCGAGGGUGUUGAAGCAGAGGUCACCGCCAAAGCUGGAAUCAACUCGCUUGUUCCAUUCCAACGGAUCCUGGCCAAAGGAGGAGUCAAGUUCCUUGCUGCAGGUAACUUUGACAGAGACAACAUGGAGACGAAGAUAGCUUCUGGUGAUGCAGAUGCGAUUGUUAUGGGUCGACUAUUCAUUGCCAACCCAGAUCUGCCAAAGAGAUUGGCUGAAGGAUUGCCGCUGAAUAAGUAUGACCGAACAACAUUCUAUGGCGCUGAUCCACCCACAAAGGGAUACACCGACUAUCCUGCCUAUGAAGCGGAAGUCGCUGCAUAGUUAGAGCAUUUAUUGGCGUUGCACUUAAACAUGAAAUAGAAUUACUUGCAUUCAACUUUCUACAGUCUUCCUUUUGUUUUGCAUUUAGUGUCUGAUUAAACCUUUCAUUGGUACCUUCUCU
This is a messenger RNA of Mollisia scopiformis, 1582 nucleotides long. RefSeq names its product 12-oxophytodienoate reductase 1. The coding region runs from base 217 to 1461 and encodes 414 amino acids. Lineage: Eukaryota; Fungi; Ascomycota; Leotiomycetes; Helotiales; Mollisiaceae. The record is from RefSeq and is a predicted model, not a curated record. Gene Ontology annotation, molecular function: FMN binding; NADPH dehydrogenase activity. The transcript has 3 exons.